Messenger RNA from Homalodisca vitripennis (glassy-winged sharpshooter), 4820 nucleotides. RefSeq names its product tyrosine-protein kinase receptor torso (gene tor). Gene Ontology annotation, cellular component: signaling receptor complex. The record is from RefSeq and is a predicted model, not a curated record. The transcript has 16 exons. Gene Ontology annotation, molecular function: transmembrane receptor protein tyrosine kinase activity; ATP binding; protein binding. Lineage: Eukaryota; Metazoa; Arthropoda; Insecta; Hemiptera; Cicadellidae. Gene Ontology annotation, biological process: positive regulation of kinase activity; protein phosphorylation; cell surface receptor protein tyrosine kinase signaling pathway. The coding region runs from base 2389 to 4689 and encodes 766 amino acids.
AUUUACUAGAUGAGUAAUAGCCCCAGUGCAUAUGAACAGGUUUAGUUAUCUUUAUGUACCUUUAUUACUGAAUGCCUAUGACAAUUGCAUUAAACAUGUCAUAAUGCACUCCAAUAUUUAAUACUUGAUAGUUAGAAACGAAGUAGUCAAUAUUGUAUGCGAAAUAUUAGUAACUCUAGUAAGGGAAUCAAUAAAGAUUCCAUCCUCGUAUCUUUGUUGAUUUUAAUUAUAUUUUGGCACAUUCAGAAACCAGCAUCCUACUUAAACUAACUCCAAUGUCCAACUAUUAAUUUGAAAAAGGCAUCUUAACUCUGUAUCCACAGCUGAUUAUCUAGUUUUAGGACGGUUUUCAGAACAGAUCAUUUUUAAAUAGUGACGGACGAUGAUGCCAUCUCAUUCCUUGCUCAUUUCUAGAAUUGCUGCAGUCUGCAAAUUUUUAUUCUGUGAUAUUCGACCAGCAGUGCCUAUGUUACAGUUUUCUACUAACUCCCUGUUUUAAUAAAGCAAUUUACUCAAAAAAUACAAUAGCGUAGGAGGAGCAUUGCUUUCCAUACACAUCUGCCAUUGAAGAAAGAUUUUCCUCAGGUGACCUUCACUAUUCAAACACUUUAACAGCUCUACUUUUAAUAUUCCAAAAGUCACACAUAUAACUCUCCCACAAUCAGGUAUUAACAUGUGUCUGAUAUAGAACUCUCGGCCCAUCACCGCGGGCGUGCCACAGGGAUCUGUACUGGGCCCAGUGCUGUACUUGUGGUACACAAAUGACAUCCCAGUCAUUCCCAGGAUGUCCCUCGCCCUCUACGCUGACGACGCACUGUUCUACAGUAAGUCGGCCUCCAUCCGCCAAUCAUGUGUCUACAUGAGACGACAAAUGCAACAACUGGACCCCUGGCUGAGGAAGUGGAAGGUCAGGAUCAAUACACAGAAGAGCGAUGCUAUCUACGUCAUACUAGAUGACCCACCCUAGAAGAAAGAACAACAACAAAAACCAACUGACUCACCACUUCACUACUCAACCAACCAGACUACUCGAAAGCGACAGAAAUUUAAAACUACACAAUUAAAAACUCACCACGACUUAACGCAACAAUAGCUCCACUUGGGGCUAGACGUACACAUGACCAGUAGCCAUUCUGCUUGUUGCAGAGACGCUACCUCAGAAGGGACAAGAGUCCCAGCCUACCCGCUGCCUGCCUGCCUGCCUACUGAGUCAAGCUACUUUCAGAUCAAGAGUCGACUGAUAUAUUAGUGGAUUUCCAGGCCACUGUAAACAUGUCAGGCUAGGAACUUUAACAUAAUGAAUGUGGCAGACGCACAUUAUUACUAUCCUGCGUGUUCUAAAGUAGGUACAUGACUUGUGUUGCAGUGAAGGUGUUAAGGAUACAAAAUGUCUGGAAAAUGUGGACAAAAACUUCUAAAAAUAUGUAAACUUUAUUACCCAGAAAAAAAAACAGCUUCAUGUACCAUUAUUUGUAUGCCUCGCAUACUUAGCAAGGUGCAUGAAAUAUCCAUAUUCCUAUCUACUAUGUAGCAAUGUACAAUGUGCAUUAACAAUAUAUUUUAUUUUCCAUAAUCUUGUACCAGGAACUGCUGAAAUCAUAGACUGGUAGGCCUCAUGGUGUGCUUCCGGGCCCUUGAGGCUUCAGUGCAUGGUAGUAGGCCGCCCCAUAGAAGAAGAAGGACAGUCAGCUCCAGAAAUAUGUCUGAAUUAGGUUCUAGCUAAUAAAAUUCUUAAUCUUAACACAUGCCAGUUAGUAUACCAACCAUUCAUGUAAUAAAUAAUACCAGAUUCAAAGCGGUCAAAUUUCAUUUCCACAGACCUCUAUGAUAUUGGCAAAUAUGUUGGUAUUGAAACGAAUUUGAGUUCUAUAAUAGAAUAAUUAAAUGUAAGAGUGUACAUCGAUACUGCACCAGUGGUGAUGCUGGAAUGAUGGGAGUUUCAUUCAGUUUUAGGGUUGGAAGGAAGUAAAUAAUGCAUUGUUAUCACUCCAACAUCGUUAGGAAUACACGUUAUAAAUUAUUAAAAUUACAGAUAAUCAUAUUUUUAAUAAUUAAUUAGCAUUUACAAAUGAAAUUAAGUUUCUGAAGUGAAAAUUUAUGGGUUAGAGAAAAAUUUCUAGGCGAUACAAUCAAUUUCUGGUUGGAAAAGUACAUUUUAAUUUAAAAUUCAUGGCCUUCUAAGAUUAAUUUAGAGGCUUAAAUGCAUGGCAAUAGGUUGCCCCAUAGAAAAAGAUAAAUUCCCUGAAGAUAGAAAGAGUAUAAGAAAUUCUUUUGAUCACUCCAUGAGUAGGACAUUUUAAGUAGGAAAUUAAUCUUGUAAUCAGACCUGAUGAAGAUAAAAUGUGAAUAUUUACAGUGUGCACAUUUGGUACAGCUUCGGGGAAUGACAUGUUUUUGUUUAUUAUUUAUUCAAAUAUAAAUAGCUGUUUUCUUAAAGGAUCUUUUGUUACAGGAAUCCGACUGGCCAGAGAUGAAGGUGGUCCCAAAGUCAUUAAACUGAUUUGCCAUGAUACCACAAGGAUAGCUGUCAGCUGGUGUGAAAAUCCUGUGUUGGUCUAUCUUGUUCAAUUUACUCUUGCUACAGAUUUCUCAAAGUCAACUCUAAACAUGACAAGAAACUGUUCUAUGGUGAUGAGUGAUCUGCAGCCCAAUUCUACCUAUAGAGUUGAAUUGAGGGGAAUUGGGAAAUAUGGCCAAAUUGGAGAUACACUAUCCAGUGAGUUCAGCACCAUUUCACGAGAACUGCAACCUGCAAUGGUGGAUAGUGUUACAGUGAGGCGUAUAUGGACAGAAGACCAGGAGCUGUCAGCAUUUGCUAGUCUCAACUGGUCUCUGUCUCCAGAUUUGCCAUGUCAGUAUGAGUUGGUGUUGUGGAAAAAUCAAUUUGGGUCAUAUCCUGUCAGAUCCAAAGUCGAGUUUCCCGAGCAAGAAAAAUUAGAUGAAACUGUGCUAAGGGAUCUUGAAUUUGAAACAAACUACAAUGUUAGAGUGGUUGCCUCUGUAAGCUCAGAGCAAGAAAGUAGCUCGAAGUGGAAAUUCUUUAAAAUACCCUCAUGUCAUAAAUUCUAUCCCGGCAAUCUUAGCAUGUGCAGGCCAUCGCAACCAAAUGCCCCAAUUUUAACGGAACAUCUGAGGGCUUCAGGUGACUGUGAGCUACAGUUGAAGUGGAACCCACCAGUUGAUCUCCUUGAAUUGUACAACAUUACCGUUUCUCAGUAUGGUCUCUUAGGAAAGGGAGAUCGCCAAAUAUUCACUAUCAUUAUUCCUGGGAACCAUACGGAGGUGUCUGUACCAAGUUUGAAGCCUGAUACUGACGUCUUGUUGGAAAUUAUAUCUGUGUCACCUGGAGGCUUAAGUGAGAAGGUUCGCAUUUACAGGCAAAAUGUCUGUAGCCAACAAUAUUUUUCCUUCUUAUAUGGAAGUUCUCUGAGAAAUAUUACAGCAAGAUUUGCAGCUGGAUUGACAUUGUUCUCUUUUUUGGUGAUUUCCAUUGCAUCACUGCUAUUAUUGUAUUUUAAACAAAAGAGAAAGAAGAAGCAACUCACCAAAGGCUAUUAUUUUAAGCAGCAAAUUAUGAAAAAUAGGCCUUUAAAAAACAAUAAUGACAACACACGCCAUGCUGUUUCUGAAAUGGACGAAUACGAAAUCACAGACGAUGCUUUGUUGAUUUGUAAUGUCAUUGGGGAAGGAGCUUUUGGAGUCGUACAUAAAGGGGUUUUGACAAAAUAUGGAGGAACUCCUGAGCCUGUUGCUGUGAAAAUGCUAAGAGAAAAUGCCACAGCCGAGGAGACCAGACAGUUUCAGAAAGAGAUAGCUCUGAUGAAAACAGUAGGAAGACACAGGAAUAUUGUGUCACUGAUCGGAUGCUGCACACAGUCAUGUCGUCUACAGCUCGUUGUAGAGUUCUGCGCCCUUGGAGAUCUCCAGAGCUAUCUAAGACAGGAGUGGAAAAAACAAACAGAAGCCAUUACAGAAGACACACUUUCUACAGGAACCAUAAAAUAUGCAGAUUUAACAGUCGACAGCUUUGGUAGUUACACUGCACCUGUUACAGCAAAGGAUAAUGCAGUACAAGGACUUGUCACUAAUGUUAUGUACGAUUUUCUUGAGAAAAGGAAAGAUAAUGAGAAGAAGACAUUAGCUGAACACUUACUUUCAUUUUCAUGGCAGAUUGCAACAGGCAUGGAAUACUUGGCCAGCAACCGAGUAGUACACAGAGACUUGGCAGCACGAAAUGUACUGAUUUGCGAUGACCAAUGCGUCAAGAUCUCAGACUUUGGCCUCAGUCGGGACAUUUACGAGCAGAACAUCUACUGCAAGCGAAGUUCAGAGAAGAUGCCGGUGAAGUGGAUGGCACUUGAGUCUCUUCUACAUCAGAUCUAUACCACUCAGAGUGAUGUAUGGUCGUUUGGCAUUCUAUUGUGGGAAAUAGUGACUUUGGGAGGUAACCCAUACCCGUCUACUCCUACUAAUCAGAUGUUCCGCUUGCUGAAGCAAGGUUUUCGGAUGGAACAGCCCCCCAUGUGCAGCAAUGAACUAUACACCAUAAUGAAGUCUUGUUGGAAAGAGAAGCCAUGUGAGAGACCAACAUUCUCCAUACUGGUGGGGCAGUUAGCCAACCUGCUAGAAAGCGCUUCGCCCCACCAGUACCUGGACUUGACACACCUGGGUAACUACUGUGGGUCUUGACAAGCUAAACAUCACUUUCCUCUUCCUCAAAUCAACUGAAACGUCCAUUCCAAACUAGUUCUUAGUUUUUUUGUGUGCAUAUUAUGUUCCUGUUUAAUGAUCAAACAGUAAUAAACUAUUCUGAGAAUAAA